GCGCUCCGGCCGUGCCCGGGUGAGCCCACGCGGCUGCCCGGCACCCUGCGAGACCCAGGUAGAUGACGUCCGGGGCCCAGGCUCAGACAUGCGGCUUGAAGAACUCUGUGGACGCGCCGUACGUGGCGCUGGAACUGGCCAUCGCCGUGCUGUCUGUGGCGGGCAACGUGCUGGUGUGCGCCGCGGUGGGCACGUCGAGCACGCUGCAGACGCCCACCAACUACUUCCUGGUGUCUCUGGCGGCGGCCGACGUGGCGGUGGGGUUGUUCGCCAUCCCGUUUGCCAUUGUCAUCAGCCUGGGCAUCGAGACUGACUUCUACAGUUGCCUUUUCCUUGCCUGCUUCGUGCUGGUGCUCACGCAGAGCUCCAUCUUCAGCCUUUUGGCCGUGGCCGUCGACAGGUACCUGGCCAUCCGCGUCCCGCUCAGGUAUAGGAGUUUGGUCACUGGGACCCGAGCAAGAAGAGUCAUUGCUGUCCUCUGGGUCCUAGCCUUUGGCAUUGGAUUGACUCCAUUCCUGGGAUGGAAUAGAAAAGACAUGAAUAACCAAAAUUGCACGGAGUCCUUGAAUGCAACCACAAAUGAAAGCUACUUCCGCCCAUGUUUGUUUGAGGAUGUGGUAUCCAUGAGCUACAUGGUGUAUUUCAAUUUCUUUGGGUGUGUCCUACCCCCCCUUCUCAUAAUGCUGGUGAUCUACAUGAAGAUCUUCACCGUGGCCUGUAGACAGCUUCAGCGCAUUGAGUUGAUGGACCACUCCAGGACCGUCCUCCAGCGGGAGAUUCAUGCAGCCAAGUCCCUGGCCAUGAUUGUUGGGAUAUUUGCUAUGUGCUGGCUACCAGUACAUGCCAUCAACUGUAUUACUCAUUUCCUACUAGACAAGCCUAGUGAUAAACCCAAGUGGACAAUAAACAUGGCUAUUCUCCUAUCACAUGCCAACUCAGUUGUCAAUCCCAUUGUCUAUGCUUACCGGAACCGAGACUUUCGCUAUACUUUUCACAAAAUCAUCUCCAGGUAUGUUCUCUGUCAGACAGAUGUCCUCAAGAAUGGGAACAGACAGGCGGGCACACAGCCUGCUCUUAAUAUGGGCCUAUGACCUAGGCUCUGGCCUUUUCAAGAAGGCACAAAUUCACAAUAAACAAAAGGACAGGACAUAACUGAUUCUCAUUGUGAAAGACAAUUACACCUCAUAAGCAUAUGGGCUGCUUCUUUUGAAUAUUUCUCUGGAAUUGUCAUUUAUCUGGUUAAUGUGUACAUGUUAAUAGUAGGCUCCAAGGGUUGACAAAUGUUUUUAUGGUUCUGGCUGGCUGCUUUUACUGUGUAGAUGAUGUUGAUGGCUUGAAUAGAUUGUAAAAGACUUUGAGUCUCACUCUUUCAUGGUAGCAAAUGAUUGAAACUAUUUUACUGUGAAACACUGUGAAUUAUUAUACAAAUAUUUUUAAUUUAGAAGCAAUGGAAAAAUAAAAAUUUGACAUACUAAAAAUAUGCCUGUUCCUAGGGAGGUGA
Messenger RNA from Condylura cristata (star-nosed mole), 1501 nucleotides. RefSeq names its product adenosine A2b receptor (gene ADORA2B). The coding region runs from base 63 to 1091 and encodes 342 amino acids. Lineage: Eukaryota; Metazoa; Chordata; Mammalia; Eulipotyphla; Talpidae. The transcript has 2 exons. Gene Ontology annotation, molecular function: G protein-coupled adenosine receptor activity. Gene Ontology annotation, biological process: vasodilation; G protein-coupled adenosine receptor signaling pathway; adenylate cyclase-activating G protein-coupled receptor signaling pathway. Gene Ontology annotation, cellular component: membrane. The record is from RefSeq and is a predicted model, not a curated record.